AUGUCAGACUCCCAGUGGCUUUGGGACCCCUUGACUAUCUGUCAGAUGGGGCCCCUUAGGGAAAAUAAGACGUGCUGUGGCAUUACCAAGAAAGGGGAUGCUUGCCAGUUGAUUGUGAAGAAAGAGACCUUGAAAGAAGGUCGGCACAAGUUGAACAACCUUGCACGAAGCCCAUUCAAUCUUUCUACACUCGACUCCCAGUUAAGCGACAUCGCACCCUUCUUCCUCUGCAAACAGUGGCAUCGAGCACGUCAGCACGAUGAUAUUAAACAGCAAUGGUUCAAUGCAGCCGUGCGUAAUCAGACCGAUGCACAAGAUUCCCCGCGCCAACCUGUUUCACAAAUCACCGGGGAAGAAAUCGACCGAGCGCAACAGGAAACAGCCAGUACUGCCUUGGAGCCAGACGAGUUUCCUCCAACAUGGGGUACCACAUGGCUAGAUGUGACUCUGCCUCCUGGUCGGGAUGUCACACCAGACAUGCUUGCAAUGAAUCGAGUGUACUGGGAUGUUUCAUCGGAUGAUCCGGCCAUUCUAUCCAUUCACAAUGAAUACGGUGGACUACACUCCCUCCAGAUUCACGCCGUUCGCCAAGAGUCCUGUCCAGAUGGUGAGAAGUGUUCAAUUUGCCUCGAGGGAGAUAGCGAUGAAUGUGCCAUGUUACAAUGCGAUACAUGUAAGGGGGUGGUUCAUUUGGGGUGUAUGGAGGGAUGGCUCGCCCAUCGAUUACCGGGAAAUAACACCUCUUGCCCGCCACAUCGAUGUCAUGGAUCGUUCAGCGCUCUCUUACGCUCAUCCGCCGUUGAAAAUACUACUGCCGAGUCGACAGCAGAAACACCUCUCGAUGCCACAUACACACUAGUAGAAGAAACAAGUGUUCCAACAGCACCUCCACAGCAUCGGUCAACCCCACCUACCCGGCGUUCAGACCGUCUUCAGGUCUCAAGCUCAUCUCUUAUUCGUCGAUCGCGUCGAUCGAGACGGGUUCCCGAUCGCUUCCGACCAUAG
This is a messenger RNA of Penicillium canescens, 1005 nucleotides long. RefSeq names its product PHD finger domain-containing protein. The coding region runs from base 1 to 1005 and encodes 334 amino acids. The transcript has 2 exons. The record is from RefSeq and is a predicted model, not a curated record. Lineage: Eukaryota; Fungi; Ascomycota; Eurotiomycetes; Eurotiales; Aspergillaceae.